This is a messenger RNA of Orussus abietinus, 2885 nucleotides long. It is a transcript of the gene Not10, whose product is annotated as CCR4-NOT transcription complex subunit 10. The transcript is spliced from 10 exons. Lineage: Eukaryota; Metazoa; Arthropoda; Insecta; Hymenoptera; Orussidae. Gene Ontology annotation, cellular component: CCR4-NOT complex. Gene Ontology annotation, biological process: negative regulation of translation; mRNA catabolic process. Gene Ontology annotation, molecular function: protein binding. Bases 234 to 2318 code for a protein of 694 amino acids. The record is from RefSeq and is a predicted model, not a curated record.
UCUGGUAAUUUACUGAUUUUCUCUGGUCAGUCAUCAACUGUCAAAUGAGUGUGAAUAUAUUAUUCAGAAAGAAAGCAAAUACGUAUCCAAAUGAUUUUCAUAAGGCGUCUAUGAAAAAUGUGAUGAAUGCUAAAUGCGUACAGCACGCAUGAAAAUCUAGAGAGGGUUUGAAAAAAUGUAACUUUUAACCUUAAAAAUUUGUUUUUCUAACCUCUAACUCAUAACUGUAAAGAAUGGGUGACUCGCCGGAAACAUUAAAUAAAGAUUCAGGAGCGAUGGUUAUUACAGAGCAGGAACGAGAGUUAUCUCAGAAUGCCUUUGCAGAAUUUCAAAAGGGAUCCUACACAAUGUGCUUAUCCUACUUGAAUAAGUUAGAGGCUUUGAGACCGAAAGAUCUUAAGGUAAUGCAUAAUAAAGUUAUAGUAGAAUACUAUAAAAGUGAUUUAAAGAAAACAGAGUUGACCCGGAAGAGUUUGAAUGCAAUAUGCGGUCAAGUAUCCAGUACAGAUGCUGCAGAUGCCGUCGAUUACGUAGAGAAAUGCUACAUGAGAUAUAAUCAAGCAGUCUUACUGUAUCAUACCAAACAAUAUGAUGCUGCUCUGCAAAUUGUUAAUAGACUUUUCAACUUCAUCGAACCAAUGGAGGAAUGUUUGGCUCACAAGGUUUGUUUGCUACUAAUUGAAUUACAUUUGAUGACUGAACAGCCAGAUGCCGCUUUGGCCUUAUUAAACUAUAUCGAGAGUCAAUUUAUAUCUACUGAUAUGUCUAAAAUUACAUCGGAAAAAGAAGGUGCUAUAAAACCUAUAAAAGAACAAAAGGAACAAAAGAAAGAUAGCAUUGAUGCAGCUACUGAUGCGUUUAGAAUAAAACUUCUAAAGUACAAAGCUAGAAUAUAUCUUAUAACGCAUCGGUUAAAGCUGUGCAAAAGGGAAUGGAAAACAUUGGUUUCCUUGGGUACUCCUGUUGAUAUUUCGACUGUCUUCCUGAAAGCAAACCUUGAGUAUUUAAGAGGGAAUUACCGGAAAGCUGUUAAAAUUUUAAAUUCCAUCACAAAUGAAAACCUAGAGUACAGAAUUCAAGGAGAGUCUGCAGCUGUUUUAUAUUAUAAUAAUAUGGCAUGUCUUCAUCAUGCAAUGGGUAAACUUAAUCUGGCUUGUUUUUAUCUGCGAAAAGCACUACAAGAAAAUAAGAAUGCCGUUGAAAGUGUACAAGUUAAGGAUACUGAUCCGUUGUCUUCUCAGCUAUUGUAUACCUUGGGUGGAAAUAGAUAUCACGAAUUAAUGUACAGUUUAGGAGUUUCUCUUCUUCAUGCUGGUCAGCCAACCAAAGCUUUUGAUUGCUUCACGGAAGCAGCUCAAAGCAUGCAUAAUAGUGCUAAACUCUGGCUAAGAAUGGCCGAAUGCUGUGUUAGCUGUUACAAACCUACGAAUGAGGUAGAUUUCAAUAUACCUAAGCGUCGUAAGGAUCUGGUUCAAAAAGUAAUUGGUACAGGGUUAUACAGAAAAAUCAUCCUAGCGUCGUCCCUUUCUAAAGAAACAAAGUAUCAUCCCGAAGGGUUAUCCUACGCAAUUCCACAGCCUACCCUGGAAUUCGGAAUGCUUUGUUUAAAAAACGCUCUUCUCUUACUACCAAGUAACAAUGAAUUAAAUUUGCCGAUGACGCCAGUGGCAGGUCCUCAGACAGUAUCGAUGUCUCUUACACCAGGACAUUCUUUAGUUCCCUUAGGUGGUCAACACGCAACUCAAGUGUCCCAAGCAACAACCGUGGAAGCAUUGAACUUAAAAAUCAGUGUCUUGGCAACAAGUGCUUACAUAUCAUUAUGUCUUGGAGACUACGUGAUCGCUCUUGAACAUGCUAAGUCUUUGCUUAGUCUUAACAAAUUGCCUGGAGCAUAUAAAUUGUUAGGACAUUUAUAUGCUGCAGAGAGUUUAAUUUUCUUGAAUAAGAUCAGUGAAGCUAUCGAAUAUCUUAAACCUGAUAAUAUACAAGAUCUCUAUACAUUUAUUCCAAUCCCUGAGACGCUGGAUAAGGAUAAAGACAGAACCGAAGACAACACAGCGAAACCAGUUAGAAGUUGGUAUCCGACCAGCCUUCAUACUGGCAAAGCGAUCCUUCGAUAUAAUUUAGCAGUUGCCUAUGCAGUACGUGGAGAACUCGAUAAAUCGAGCGAGACAUUGAAACAGGUCUGGAUGUCGAAGGGUCCAGACUGUGAUGUACCGAUACAUGUGAUAAUGUUGGCUUUGUACAUAGAACUACAACUGGGCCAUGCGGACAUUUCAAGAUCGAUAGUGAAACAACAUUGCCAACAGUACCGAUGAGAUCUUAAACACAUUGGAUUUUUUAAUUGUAUACCAAUUAGAAAAUUAAUUUAAACCUCGUAUUUUCUCAUGUCAUAUCCCAGGUCAAGUAUCUUCUUUCCUACAAUUUUUCCUAGUCCUAGAAAAUAAUCCUAAGAUUCUAAUUCUGGCCAGCAAAAUUCAGCCCUUUCGAAACGCUAGAAAACAAAUUAAUGCACAGCUGUAAGUCUCGUGAAGUCAUUGUUACGAAGGGGGGUAAUUUCACCGACCGUCUAGCUGAGGAGCAAAGAUACGCACGACGUCCAGACUGGAGGAAAGAUUCUUUGGAUGCGGUUUCUAGGAAUGCUGGCCGAUUGGAAGAUACACGGAUGGACCGUUAAUCUCGCCGCUAUCCUGAACGGGACUGGAUCUUAGACUGCAUCGAGGAGCACAUUAAGGAUUUAUUGGGGCAAAUCUAAUGUCUGGCAACGACGCUUCACGUUCUCGUGGUACACGCAUAAGUUACAUUCAACCGACCCGAAUAAAAUAAGAGAGUUUGUGAAAUAAAUUUCCGCUAGGUAAAAAAGAAUCACGCGAUUGAUUAUAAUU